UUUUAAACGGGGAUAUGUACGACUAUUGGAGGGUUCAAGGCAAUAAUUUUAUGGGAGCUCGAGAGGAAAAAUAAAUGACAUGCUUUUAUCAAUAGCAACGCUGAUUAUUUACAAAUCGAUCUAGAACGGCAAUUAUGCUUAAGGAUAGAAAUUUUAGCAGACGUGACAAAUCGAGAGAUAGCAAUGGAAACCAGAUUUUCGCAGGUGUUUCCAAUUCAAAAAGAUAACAUACAUUGGGCCUAUCAAAAUAAUACAAACACUAAUCACAAAAUAAAGGAUUUCAAUUUUUGUUUCAGUUUUAAACCUGUAGAUGUCUCUUGAAUGUCCCUUUCAGAUUUAACCACGCCCACUUAUCCAGAUGUAAAUAAAACCAUGCUUACCAUGCUCAGGAUUUUUGUAGGAUGCUUUAAAAAAACUGCACAAACCUGUUGACAAUGACGACGACAGCAAGAAGUGAAAUUUCAACUUACAAAAUUGCUCUGAUCGCCGCUGUUGGAAUGGCUGGUUUUACUUAUUUCUUUGGCGGAAGCAAAUUGAGUAAAGUGUACAGGGCGUCGCUGUCGUGGUUCAAGACCAAAUACACACUGAGAGCUUCGCAAAUCAUUGUUGUCGAGUCGAGGAAAGAGUGCUCCGAAGUUGUCAAAACUAUUUUAAAUGAAUGCAAAGAGUUGCGCUAUGUUGGAUUUGACUGCGAAUGGGUUCCAAAUAAGGUGAAAGGCCAGCGAAGAAACCCUGUGGCUCUCCUUCAGUUGGCCACCCCAAGUGGAACGUGUGCCCUGUUCCGAUUGAACAAAAUUGGAUUUUUACCUGAGGAUGUAAAAGUGGUUUUGAGAGACUCAUCUAUUUUGAAAAUUGGAGUUUCGACGCAGAGUGACGCCAUGCUCUUGGGCCAGGACCACAAUUUAGUCGUCAGAGGCUGUCUUGAUUUGAGGGCGUUGUGCAAAGACGAAUCUGGCCUUGCUCAGUUGGCACAAACAGUUCUAGGGGUAAAAAUGCAAAAGAAAAAACGCAUAUCCUGUUCGGAUUGGGCCGCUGAAGAACUUUCGGAAGAGCAGACUUUGUAUGCAGCUCAUGAUGUCCUGGUGUCUACAUUAAUUUUUUCCAAAGUCACUGGCUUGCAUGAAGAGUCUAUUUUAAAAAUUAAGAGAACUGAAAAGUCCUGGCAUGAAGUUGCGACCAGUUGUGACCACAUCAUAGAUGUGAUACCAAAGAGACAAAGUCUCAAAAGUUCUUCUCAACCUUCAAAUCCGAGCAACCCACAAGUAUUAAAAAGGAAGAUGAGUACGAAUGCUUUUCCUGUUGCUAAAAAUCCCAUCUAUGACAAUUGUGUACUUUUGGCCCCGGAUAAUGAAAUCUUGGCCACUUGCCAAAGAAGCAAAGCUGAGUGGUAUUUAAGCUGCAGUCUGGCCGAAGUCGUUGAAAAUGUUAAUGGAGCAUCCUUGACAGUGAAAUUAUUGUUCGAACCAAAAGACAGAAGUGGCAAGGAUGGCCGAAACUAUUACGCUUCGAUCAAACAAAACAUUUGUGUUGUUUGCGGCAGUGAGAGCAACCACGUUAAAAAAUGCAUCGUCCCUCGCGAGUACAAAAUGCAUUUUCCAGAAAGGGAAAAGGAUCACAAAUCUCAUGACGUCCUAAUACUGUGCUUGAGGUGCAACAUUAAUCUUGACUCUAUACAAAUAAAUCUGAGAAAGAACCUGGCUGAUAAAUGCAACGCACCUAUCGUUUCCAAAAAUCAUUCUCCUUUCACAUACGACCAUAAGUUGAACAAGGUCAGGUCUGCAGGUCGAGCUUUGACGAAAUCAAAAGAGCACGUAGACAAAAUACCUCUCCUUAAAGUAACAGAACUUAGGUGUGUUAUCGCUGAACACUUCGGAGUUUCGGAGAUGGAAUUGACUGAAGAGCAUUUGAAAAUGGCUAGUGAAAUAAAUAGCAGCUCUGAAAAUGAUGAUUACAAAUCGCACGGCUACCUUGUAGUUCAGCACUUUCAAUCGAGGGAAGCGCCAAAUGGAAUAUUCAAACUGGAGCAACUGUGGAGAUCUCACUUUCUGCAGCACAUGAGACCCCAAUUCCUUCCUGAACUCUGGUCCAUUGAUCAUCAACAGUGAUGGAGUUUGAUAAUUUCCUGUUCAUGUAACUUAUUUAUUCAUUCGUCACCUGUUAAAUUUGAAUAUAAUUGAAUGAAUUUUGGUGGUGAAAAUUUUAAGAGUAUGGAUUAUAAUUUUGCUUAAAAAAUAAUUUUAAAUUGCUCAGAGUUUCUCUUUUUGUCAUCCUUGAGAAAAUAAGUAUAUUCUGUUGGUCAAGUUUGUAUAGUUUAAAAAGAAAAUACUAUUAAUUUGAGAUCAGUUUAUUGGUUU
This is a messenger RNA of Neocloeon triangulifer, 2354 nucleotides long. RefSeq names its product exonuclease 3'-5' domain-containing protein 2 (gene Exd2). The coding region runs from base 435 to 2105 and encodes 556 amino acids. Gene Ontology annotation, biological process: nucleobase-containing compound metabolic process. Gene Ontology annotation, molecular function: nucleic acid binding; 3'-5' exonuclease activity. The transcript is spliced from 10 exons. Lineage: Eukaryota; Metazoa; Arthropoda; Insecta; Ephemeroptera; Baetidae. The record is from RefSeq and is a predicted model, not a curated record. Gene Ontology annotation, cellular component: nucleus; cytoplasm.